AUGGAUGACUUUCCAGCAAAGUUGGUGGUAAUUGCAGCACUAGUGUUGCUUCUUAUGGGGGAUUUCCAAGCAACUUGUGCAAUAUCACUUCCUCAUGAAGGUCGUGGGAGGAGUAGUUUAUGGCAUGUUGACUGUAGAGAUGGUUUGGCAAAGAUACAUAUUGGAAGAAAACAAGGUAGCUUUGGAUGUCAAGGUGAGAAUUUUAGCAAGAAAAUAAUGCCCAUCCGGCGCAGCUUAAGACCAAUCACUGGGCUGAAGCCACCUUCACCCACUCUGAAUCGAUCCAGGCGACAGUUCGUUCCAGCUCCCCCCAUCAUCCAAUGA
Prunus armeniaca (apricot) is the source of this 324-nucleotide messenger RNA. Lineage: Eukaryota; Viridiplantae; Streptophyta; Magnoliopsida; Rosales; Rosaceae. The record is from the annotation of a GenBank genome assembly.